AUGAACAAAGUUAAGCUUCUAUCCGACCUCGAACUAUAUAUUAGGGACUACUACGAGAAAGCACCUAAAGAUUGGUUAAGCACGACCACCGAUAUCUUUAAUAGCUACGACCUACCCGACCGAGUAUAUAUUCCGUACUUCGAGGUAGGACUUAAGCUAGAUAUUAAGGAUAAGCUAGCACGAAUCGAUAGGCUAGAAACCCUAGACUAA
Molecule: messenger RNA, 210 nt
Organism: Penicillium concentricum
Lineage: Eukaryota; Fungi; Ascomycota; Eurotiomycetes; Eurotiales; Aspergillaceae
Product: Retrotransposon polyprotein
Exons: 3
Coding region: 1-210 (69 amino acids)
Source: RefSeq, a predicted model, not a curated record